ACAUCCUGUUUGCUGCUCCACGUUUUUCCCGAACCCAGGAAAAAGAUGUUAAGAUAUUUAUCAUCGUAACUUUAGCCAGCCUUUUAUAUGAAGACUUGAUUUCGAGCAAAUAAAGAGGACUUUAACAUCUUCAUCACAAAACAUGAGAAAAAGCACAUGUUUCUUGGAUUGUAUUGUUUCUUUUAUUGGAUCAAGAUUUUUGUUAGCAAUACUUUCAAUAUUUCUACAUCUGAAAUGUGCAUGGUCUCAGGAUUUGGAUCAAAAAGUCAUGAUGUUUAGCCAUGAAAAAAGUCUUGUCUAUGGCCCAGGAUUUCAGAAAGAUUUUCAUAUGCCGGUACGAUACUUUUUUAUUCAAGCUGUUGACGUCAAUGGUGAAAAUUUUACAGAAUCUCCAUCUGGGAAGCUUGAAGUUCACAUCACUGGCUAUAAACAAAACUGUCGUAUCUGGACACAGUUAUUUGAUCAAAAGAAUGGAAUUUAUAUAGCAAGAUACAAACUCUAUGAUCAGUGCUCUGCAGUUGAGAUAAAUGUAAAAUAUGAGGGCCAACCAGUACGAGAAUCUCCUUACAUUGUAGAAGGACCUCUAUACCAUGAACAUUGUUAUUGUCCGGUAUCCCUUCCAACGUGGCUAGACUUGAUGAGUUGUUAUGGCAACUAUUCCCAAAUUCAUGCUGACUUGUCAAAUUUUCCACAAGUUGACAUGGAAAUGGCUUUGGAUAGUGCAAUUAAACGAUUCAACAUGCCUGGAGCUAUCAGCUUUUGCCAUUAUAGUGUUAUCAAAAAUGAGGUUUAUAGAAAGUGUUAUGGUCAGCAUGUGGGUUUCAAUAUGUUUAUGGAUGCCAUUCUUCUCUCUGUUACCCGUAAGGUACAGCUUCCAGAUCUUGAAAUGCUGGUCAACUUAGGUGAUUGGCCCUUAGAAAAGAGGCUUGUGAAAGACAGUCCUAUUCCUUUUUUCUCCUGGUGUGGUUCAAAGGACACGCGAGACAUUGUAAUGCCCACUUACGAUAUAACUGAAGCAACACUGGAGAUGAUGGGAAGGGUCACUCUUGAUAUAUUCAGUGUAAUGGGGAACUCAGGACCCAAAUGGGAAAACAAGGUUGAAAAGGGUUUUUGGCGUGGGCGAGAUAGUCGUCAAGAACGUUUGGAUCUAGUAAAGCUGGGAAGAAAAUAUCCUGAUCUUAUUGAUGCAGCCCUUACUAAUUUUUUCUUCUUCCGUGAUCAGGAGAACGAACUUGGACCCAAAGUUCCUCAUGUGUCGUUUUUCGAUUUUUUUAAG
Limulus polyphemus (Atlantic horseshoe crab) is the source of this 1276-nucleotide messenger RNA. RefSeq names its product KDEL motif-containing protein 1-like. The record is from RefSeq and is a predicted model, not a curated record. Lineage: Eukaryota; Metazoa; Arthropoda; Merostomata; Xiphosura; Limulidae. Gene Ontology annotation, cellular component: endomembrane system. The annotation marks the transcript as partial. The transcript has 7 exons. Gene Ontology annotation, molecular function: protein binding; glucosyltransferase activity.